ACCCAGGGCAGUGUAUAUAUAUGGCCAGCUCCAACAGGCUUGUCCUAGACAAUUAUCUGCUAUCCCUCAAACUCCCAUCCCUAUCAGCUCUCUGACCCGUCAAUAUGGUGUGUUGUUGUGCCUGUCGAGUUCACGCACAAGACUCCACCCCACCAGCCCCCUCCGUAGCAUCUCUUAGCCAAGGAGACGUACCCACAGUCCCAGAUGGCGGACAGUCCUUCAACCCCCCUGAUACCUACAUUACAGAAUUAUCAUUGCAGCAAUCGGACAGACCCUCUUCCUCUGGCCAGACAUGGAGACGGCCUCCCCAACAUCUAUACAUGGAACCAAGGCCUAUAGAUCACGCCAUAUCUAACACGGUGUUGCCACAUCCCCGGGACUAUCCAGUUCCCCGUCCUCCAUUCGACCAUACUUCACAUGCUGCCCAGCAAGGUAUAAUUCGAGGUCGUAACGAGAAACCAUUUUCUUCUAAUGCAUAUCUCCAAGUCCCCCAUGAUAGGUUCCAACACUCUCCUGAGACAAUCCCAAGGCCCAACGUUCAUCCGGACGUUGACCAGCCAAUUAAGUGCAUUGAACGGGGUUUACGUAAGCUAGAGACAAAUGAAGAGGUAUGCAGGCGUGUUUUGCGUCAACAUCGUAAGACUAGCUGGGACCCUUUGCAAAGAUUUCUUUUGGAGCCUUCUUUAGAAUGCGAUUUUCUCUAUCAUGCCGAAUACCUCGAUUAUAUCGAUCACAUUGGAAAUUCACGUUAGCCAAUAAAGGAAAGGGUAACGUCAUUGAUUGGUUAUUGGCUCGUUGGCUCCAAACAAA
Messenger RNA from Mytilinidion resinicola, 810 nucleotides. RefSeq lists its product as uncharacterized. The record is from RefSeq and is a predicted model, not a curated record. NCBI's taxonomy places the organism in Eukaryota, Fungi, Ascomycota, Dothideomycetes, Mytilinidiales, Mytilinidiaceae. The transcript has 3 exons. The coding region runs from base 105 to 752 and encodes 215 amino acids.